AGCAUCCUGUGUCGCCAAGGGCAACCGACAACAUCUGUUGCGCUUCGUGGCUUCCUAUUCCUGCUUGUGCCGCAGCCGCUGAUUUACAACAGCGAUUUUACCAAUCUGAAUCGGCACUUUUGUAGUUGUUGCUUUUACCCACCGGCUAAGCCUCCCACUCGGCGUCCGCCAUGGCGCUCCAGGACAAUAAGGACUCGUUUGAAACCAAGGCUCUGUCCUUGUCAGAGUUUGUCCUUCAGUGCGCCGAUUGCCACAAACUGUGCUUAGAGAAGACGGCUCGCGUAGUGGAGAACCGCAGUCGUGCCCCGCGAGGCUGGGACUCUCUCUUCGACACCGUAGCAGCGGAAAGGCGGUCGGAGGAUUUGGACAUGUGCGAGUCGCGCUGCCAAUAUAUGCGGACCACCUGCCCAUCAGGCGAGAAGGUGCUGGAGUACGAAAAUGUGUUGGCAACGACGUCGCAUCAUGCGAAAAAGGUGAAGCCCGAUCCCGCCGUUUUGCAGGAGGCGUCGCGGUGCGAGCACGCGGUGGAGAUGUUCUCCAACGUGCUCUUCGCUUUGGCGCACAAGCCCAGCAAGGUCGCCUUCUCCACCACGCGGGACCCACGCUCGGGGGCUGAGAAGUACGACAAGACACACGACGGCGCGCCAACUGAAGCGCAUCGAAAGGUCCUGGAAGGCGCCAAGAACAUUGACGAGGAAAUUCUGCGGCGCUGGAGCAAGGCACGCAAUGAUCGACUGCAGAUGGAGAAGCAAGGAAUCCUGCGCAGUCCUGAAGAUACAGGACCAGGUGCAGCGCCAUCAACGCCACCCGAGUCAAGUGGCACGACGCCGAAGUGGUGA
Molecule: messenger RNA, 839 nt
Organism: Leptomonas pyrrhocoris
Lineage: Eukaryota; Euglenozoa; Kinetoplastea; Trypanosomatida; Trypanosomatidae
Product: putative ribosomal P protein AGP2beta-1
Exons: 1
Coding region: 171-839 (222 amino acids)
Source: RefSeq, a predicted model, not a curated record